Molecule: messenger RNA, 957 nt
Organism: Zingiber officinale
Lineage: Eukaryota; Viridiplantae; Streptophyta; Magnoliopsida; Zingiberales; Zingiberaceae
Product: histidinol dehydrogenase, chloroplastic-like
Exons: 9
Coding region: 1-957 (318 amino acids)
Biological process (GO): L-histidine biosynthetic process
Cellular component (GO): chloroplast stroma; cytoplasm
Molecular function (GO): metal ion binding; histidinol dehydrogenase activity; NAD binding
Source: RefSeq, a predicted model, not a curated record
AUGGUCGUCACGGCGACCACCGCAGAGAUGCCGAAGAAGCGGCAGGCCUCCCGGGACUCACGGUGCAUUGCAUCUGUUGGCCUUUAUGUUCCAGGGGGUACUGCAGUCUUACCCUCAACUGCUUUGAUGCUCUCGGUGCCUCCACAGAUUGCCGGGUGCAAAACCAUUGUUCUAGCAACUCCGCCUGGUCGUGAUGGCAGUAUUUGCAAGGAAGUGUUAUAUUGUGCAAAGAAAGCUGGCGUCACCCACAUUCUAAAAGCUGGGGGAGCUCAGGCGAUCUCAGCGAUGGCUUGGGGAACAUCAUCUUGCCCAAAGGUUGAAAAAUUUUUUGGGCCAGGAAAUCAAUAUGUUACUGCUGCAAAAAUGAUUCUUCAGAAUAGUGAAGCCAUGGUUUCCAUUGAUAUGCCUGCUGGCCCUUCAGAGGUGCUGGUCAUCGCCGACAGACAUGCCAAUCCAGUUCACAUAGCUGCAGAUCUACUCUCUCAGGCAGAACAUGGUCCUGACAGUCAGGUAGUUCUUGUCAUUGCUGGAGAUGGUGUCAAUGUUGAUGCAAUUUUAGCUGAAGUGAGCAAACAAUGUGAUAGCCUUCCUAGGGGAGAAUUUGCUUCAAAAGCACUUGGUCAUAGCUUUGUUGUGGCAGGGCUGCUGCAGCCGCCGGCUACCGGCAAAACAACCUCUGGCGAUCGAGUGCGUGCAUGGAGACCAGUGGCGAGCAAGGGCUCCAUCGCAAAUCCAGAGCCAUCUGGCACCACAAAACACUGGUUGGACCUCUUCAAGGACAACCGUCACUGUAACGGAGAUAUGACGCUCAGUAGGAUGCCGAAGCAGGGAACCAGUGCGGUUCUCUCACUCAAUUAUAUGGAACCAAUUGAAAAAGCUAUGGAACACUGCCUGAUAGGGAGAUUCAUUGGACGCUUCUUGGGAUGGCGUGCACUUCUAGAGCUGACGCAUCGCUAG